Molecule: messenger RNA, 1656 nt
Organism: Sitophilus oryzae (rice weevil)
Lineage: Eukaryota; Metazoa; Arthropoda; Insecta; Coleoptera; Curculionidae
Product: paired box protein Pax-1-like
Exons: 4
Coding region: 551-1297 (248 amino acids)
Biological process (GO): anatomical structure development; regulation of transcription by RNA polymerase II
Molecular function (GO): DNA-binding transcription factor activity, RNA polymerase II-specific; RNA polymerase II cis-regulatory region sequence-specific DNA binding
Source: RefSeq, a predicted model, not a curated record
CAUCGCACAUCCAUUGGCUCACACCAUCCAUUUUAUUGCCUCACGUUAGGCGUGACCAAUUUCCAUCGAUAAUUCUUCAUCGUUCGCCUUCAUUAGCGGUCCAGUUCCACUCAAACGAUCGACCAAGUGAGCCAGAAGCGUGAAAAACGUCGAAAAUUUACCGAUACACAAAAAAACGAGUUGUUGGAAAUGGUUUCAAAGUGUGACUGGGUAAAAAGGGGCGGUGUUAUGGAUGAGGAAAGUGAGCUUUAGAGUGGAAGGGGUGGAGAAUAGAUAGAGACAGACACUUGGAACGUUUUCCGGUGAUUUUAUCUGGACGAGCACGCACCGAUUCGCUUGGGAUAGUGGAAAAUUGGACGGUGCGGAGCGGAUAAUAAGUGUGGCGAGGCGAAAGCUAUUUGGAAAUAAUACGAGAUUUUUUUGGAACGGUUUUCCGGAAGUAGAUUGUGAUAUUUCAUUCGGUUGAUUGACUGUAAAGUGCUUUGUAUAGUUUAAAAUCUAUAAGAAAAGUGUUUUUGUAUUAUAGGCAGUCAAUAUCAAUAAAAGAAAUAUGGAUAAUGAGGGACAGGUACAACAAUACGGUGAAGUAAACCAGCUAGGUGGUGUGUUUGUAAAUGGCAGACCACUACCCAACGCCGUUAGAUUGAGAAUAGUGGAGCUAUCUCAAGUGGGUAUAAGACCCUGUGACAUCUCCAGACAACUAAGGGUAUCCCACGGAUGUGUAUCCAAAAUACUAGCCAGAUACCACGAGACGGGUUCCAUCCUCCCCGGUGCCAUCGGUGGUUCCAAACCGCGGGUGACCACGCCCAAAGUGGUGGCCUACAUCAAAGAGCUCAAGCAAAAAGACCCAGGAAUAUUUGCCUGGGAAAUUCGGGACAGACUACUAUCCGACGGUGUGUGUGACAAAUACAAUGUUCCUUCUGUCAGUUCAAUCAGUCGGAUUCUAAGGAACAAGAUAGGAUCGAUAAUACAUGGGUCUUCGCAUACCCAUUCUUUCUAUAGCAGUUAUCCCACCUACCCCUAUUUGCAACAGAAAUCCCCAACUCAUACGAGAUCAGGAGGAACUCCCUGCUGGCCGAGUUCGCACUCCGUUCAAGACAUUCUAGCGGGCGUGCACGCCUUCAGAUCACCCCAUUCGAGCCCCACAACCACGCUGCCCCCCGGGCCCUCGCCCCCGGGUUGUGACCCCACGCAAAACUACAACUACUACAUGUAUCUGCAGUCGGGGAAUGGCCCCACAGCAGCGGCCAUGCAUAUGGUCAACGGGAGUCACCAUUUGACAGGACCCCAUUUGUAGAAACAAAGAAGAAAAGUAUGAGGGUUAAAAUGGUUGAAGCUGAUUCGUGGUUUCCAUAUUAGACCCAAUACUAUUAAUAACAAAUUAAAGUUCUACAUAGAUAUACACUCACCGGCAUAGAAAACGGACACCUCUUCAGGAUUUUCAACGGAUUUUCAUGUAUUUUAAAUUUUUAUAAAUUGUGUUCAAGUGGACCGAUUUUGAUGAUUUUUUUAAGAAAUUUGCAGCUAAAUUAUUGGACUCUCUAGCGCCUCUUUAUAAAUUAAGAAUGAAAAUUGCCAUCUGUCAGUUAUACGGGCGAAAACAAAAUUUGAUUUUUGGUGAAAGUUUGAAACACCCUGUGGAGUACGGUAACAAAG